UAGAUGAGAGAACGUGGUGCACCCUUGAACGUCACUGGUUAUUAUAUUUAACCAAUGGUUCGGUCGCUCCGCCUUUUCGGUUGCUUGUCACUUGUGACGAAAUUACCGCCCAGUAUUAAUUGUGCAGAUACGCUCCAUAUUUCUCCUCGUACAUGUCUUGCUGUCUCUUUGGUUUGGUAUUGUCGAUGACCGGCGUUUUACCAUCGUCGUGUGAGUUUUUUCCGCAAAUUUUCUUUCGUAAAUUUACGUUAUGUACAAUUUUUUCGAUGGUAAAAUGAAUUCGCGGUCGGAUUAUUGUUUUUGGUGAUUAAUUAACUUGAUAUCUAUGCGUUGGUUUUUGUAAAUUUUGAAAAUUUUCUCGUCGGAUUGUUUUUGAUUGUCGCGUUUUUGAAUAUUGAUUUGGAAAAUGUUCAUCUGAGAUGCCUCGACCUUGUCGGGAAUCGUACGGCGAUCAGAAGCCACCGUACUCGUAUAUAUCUCUGACAGCAAUGGCGAUAUGGAGUUCGCCAGAGAAAAUGCUCCCAUUAUCGGACAUCUAUAGAUUUAUCAGCGAUCGAUUCCCGUACUACAGGAAGAACACCCAAAGAUGGCAGAACUCACUCCGGCAUAACCUCUCGUUCAACGACUGCUUCAUCAAAAUCCCCAGAAGACCGGAUCGCCCCGGUAAAGGAGCGUUCUGGGCUCUGCAUCCGGCAGCUCUCGAUAUGUUUGAAAAUGGUUCCUUUCUUAGACGUCGCAAACGUUUCAAAUUACCUAAAAUCGAUCGCGACCUGCUGCGUGCAACGUUGCCUCUGAACUCAUCUAAAGUCAACUUAGAUAUCGACAGGAACGGUAUUUUCUCAGCUGUACCAAUUGGAGCAUCCACCAAGCUAAGCGAUGCCGAAGAUUUCGUCAUAAGGAAUACAGCCGCUGAUAUCCACAGGACGACGACAGCGAUGACCAAAGUAUCGCCGGUACCUUCGGAAUCUGCAUCAGAGAAUACCAAAACAACCUCGCCUAUCACGUGUAGUAAUAGUAAAUCGUUCAGUAUCGAUAGCAUAAUGUCGUCGAAUACCUCGAAUUCCCAACCCUUGGUACCGAAACCAGUGUUUCCGCAUUACUACUACCCGCCGGUAUGCCUGCCGCCUUUGCUGAACUCGAAUUACGCGGCGAUUUAUGCAGCUGCGGCACUCAGAGGGUUCUUGGUGCCGCCACCUAUGUCGAAUUCCAUUCUACCGUCUAUCGAUAGUUUGCGGUUUUGUCAACCUAUGCCGAUGUCGUCGCCUCCGAUCGAUGUCGUUGAUACGUCCAGUUCCUCGGAUAGCCUGAUGGCUGCCAAGUUCAAAUCAGACGAUCGUCUCGAGUUGAAAACCGAAUCGAUUAAAUGACCAGGAGUUGAUGAUCUCUGCGAGAAGCAUGCGGCGGUGGCGGCGCCCGCAUAGCUCCGUAUUAUUGAUUUUUUUUUUUAAAGAAGUAUUUAAUAAAUACGAGAGAUUAUAUGAUUACUAUUAUUGUAAGAUUGGCGGCAGCGUAUACAUAUCUGUGAUUAAUAAAUUUUAUUGUAUAGAUCCCCGCCCUGCUCCCUGCCCCCUGCCCCAUAUAUCCCAGUGUUGAGUGUAUUAUGUGUUAUUAGUACCUAUCUUUACAUAUAGUACUGUGGGGAAUAAAAGAAGAAGAAAUUUCGCCCAUGAUUUCCUAUUUAUUGUAUAUGCGGAUACUAAUAUACCCGUACGUGUAUUUAAUGAGAUUUAUAUACGGAAAUUAUAACUACUAGUACUAUUACUACUUCUACGUGUGUAUAUCUAUAAAAAAAUUGUUAUUCGUUUUUUCUUUUUUUUUUCCUUGUGAUGUAUAUAAGCGAGUUAUUGUUGUCUUUCAAUAUUUUAAUAAAAUGUUUAGAAAAUAUAUUAAAAGAA
Molecule: messenger RNA, 1895 nt
Organism: Planococcus citri (citrus mealybug)
Lineage: Eukaryota; Metazoa; Arthropoda; Insecta; Hemiptera; Pseudococcidae
Product: forkhead box protein B1-like
Exons: 2
Coding region: 420-1367 (315 amino acids)
Biological process (GO): cell differentiation; regulation of transcription by RNA polymerase II; anatomical structure morphogenesis
Molecular function (GO): DNA-binding transcription factor activity, RNA polymerase II-specific; RNA polymerase II cis-regulatory region sequence-specific DNA binding
Source: RefSeq, a predicted model, not a curated record